AUGCGUGCAUUCCUGAUCCUGGCCCUUGUGGGAAGUGCUGCUGCCCUCCCUCUUGAUGAUGAUGACAAGAUUGUUGGAGGAUACACCUGUUCAGAAUAUUCUGUCCCCUACCAAGUGUCCCUGAACUCUGGCUAUCACUUCUGCGGUGGCUCCCUCAUCAAUGCCCAGUGGGUGGUGUCCGCAGCUCACUGCUACAAGUACCGCAUCCAAGUCAGACUGGGAGAACAUGACAUAAAUGUUGUUGAGGGAAAUGAGCAGUUUAUCACUGCUUCCAAGGCCAUCCGACACCCCAAGUACAGCUCAUGGACUCUGGACAAUGACAUUAUGCUGAUCAAGCUCUCCUCACCUGCAUCCCUUAACUCUCAGGUGGCCCCUGUAGCUCUGCCCAGCUCCUGUGCACCUGCUGGCACUUUGUGCCUCAUCUCAGGCUGGGGCAACACCCUCAGCUCUGGUGUUUAUAACCCAGACAAGUUGCAGUGUCUAGAUGCCCCUGUGCUAAGUCAAGCCGACUGUGAAGCUUCUUACCCUGGAGAGAUCACUAACAACAUGGUCUGUGUUGGCUUCCUCGAGGGAGGCAAGGAUUCCUGCCAGGGUGACUCUGGUGGCCCUGUGGUCUGCAAUGGAGAGCUCCAGGGAAUUGUUUCCUGGGGCUAUGGCUGUGCUCAGCCAGGUAGUCCUGGAGUUUACACAAGGGUGUGCAACUACGUAGACUGGAUUCAGGAAACCAUUGCUGCCAACUAA
Molecule: messenger RNA, 741 nt
Organism: Castor canadensis (American beaver)
Lineage: Eukaryota; Metazoa; Chordata; Mammalia; Rodentia; Castoridae
Product: anionic trypsin-2
Biological process (GO): proteolysis
Molecular function (GO): serine-type endopeptidase activity
Source: RefSeq, a predicted model, not a curated record